Messenger RNA from Sarcophilus harrisii (Tasmanian devil), 2595 nucleotides. RefSeq names its product cation channel sperm associated auxiliary subunit delta (gene CATSPERD). NCBI's taxonomy places the organism in Eukaryota, Metazoa, Chordata, Mammalia, Dasyuromorphia, Dasyuridae. Bases 152 to 2536 code for a protein of 794 amino acids. The transcript is spliced from 22 exons. Gene Ontology annotation, biological process: flagellated sperm motility; sperm capacitation. Gene Ontology annotation, cellular component: sperm principal piece; CatSper complex. The record is from RefSeq and is a predicted model, not a curated record.
GAGAUAGAAUGCUCCACCCCUCGCGUCUCCUAGCAACGGCUUGGCGCUCGCGACUGGAUGCUGUAGGAGCUUCCCACAACCGCUGGGAAUUCUCCGGCAUCCUGGAGCUCUCGGAGCACCAUUGAGUCGCCCGAGGUCGCGCCAGAGCGAGAUGGCGUUGACCGGCCUUUCUUGCCCUUUGGGCAUUUCUUUCCUGCUGGUAGUUCUGACGCUGGUCCUGUCGCAGGACAUCGACAUCCCGGUCUGCAGCUAUGAAUUAAUAGAGACUGGGAAGAGUGACCAUGUUAAACACUACCUAAUAGAGGAUGUCCUAUAUUAUGCAUAUAAAGACCCACAAAUUAUUAAGCAUCCAUGUAACCAAAAGAUGGCUCUGUAUAUGGGAAUUAAACUUUUUUUAACUAAAGAUAAUUUUCGUAGAAGCCUAAUUCCACUUAACAUUCCCUACACAUUUCAGGUUGGAAUUCCAAAAGUAACAGCAGCUAUUUUUUCUUCUUCAAAAUUAUUAUUAGCAAUAAAUGGAAAUGUCUUUGGCUAUGAUUAUGAAGAUAAUACCUGGAUUGCUAUUCUAGACACAAAAGAAUACCUUGCAAAUAUUUAUGCAGAGUAUUGUUGCUAUAGUGAUGAUUACUCUUGCACAUCUGUAAGUAAUCUUGUUUUAGCAUAUGCCACUGGAGAGCAUGUAUCUCAAGCACACGUAUACUUGUCAAAAAGUCUGGGAUUUCACUUUGAAAAAUUAGAGUUACCACAAAUGAAAACCCUUAAUGGAAUUUUGGAAGGUUUCUUUUUCUUUCAUUCCUUGUCCAAAUAUGCAAUGCUCUUAAGGAACGGUAAAGUGGGAAGGUUUGUUUAUACAGAACCCCCUCUAAAUGAAAGCUGGGGAAUGCCUUUUGAGAUGUCAGGACAUAUUAACAUCAUAAAUCUUCCAGGUUUAAAAGGUUACUUGAUUCUCUGGGAUGAAAAACACCUGUUUUUCACAAAUAACUGUGGUCAGCUUGUGGAAGAGAUUCCUAUUAAAAAUGAUAAGGGCAUUAAGUACGAGUCCCUUGCACAUUCUCUAAACCAAGUCUCCAGCAUUACUGGCUUUGAAAAUGAAUUGGCACUUUUAACCAAGAGUAAAAAGUUUUUUUAUGGCACUCUGGGAUUGCUAUCAACUUCUCUAAUUGAUAUUGAAGAUGAUGGCAUUGGGCUCCAAAAUGCAGCAAUAAUGUUUGAAAGUGUUGGAAAUAUUCUUAUAGUAGUUCCAGAACACUUCCAACAAUCCCCAGCCUUUGAUUUCACUAUAUGUCCAGUGAAUGUCCAGCAUUUGCUCAUGGAUCUUGAGAUUGGCUUAAAAACUUGCAAGGCAGAAAUUUUGCGUGGAAAUUUUAAUAAAAAACUGUUUGUCCUAGACAUGAAUGAAACCUUGAAAUUGUCUGCUACAUUGGUGCCCCAACCAUCCCAAUCACCAGUUCCAGUGAUAACUGUCAGUAAUCCUCACUCUCUUGGGUUCAAAGUAAAAAUGUACGAAGAUGGCUAUACCUAUGAUGGAAACACAAUAUUUACUCUAAACAUUUUCCUGAUGCAGCAGCAUGUCUCAGGCCGGGCUCAUGGGAGCUUCGUUUCCAACAUAAAGACUGCCACUUUAUCCACUAUUACUCUGGAUUUAAUUGACAGAGGAAUGUCCUGUAUUGACUUACAACCUCAGAUAGGUCUCAUUUCCAUUGGUUGUAACUGGAACAAAAGAAUCAUCAUUCGUAGGGAUCUAACUGCAUGUAUGAAAAAUUUCCUGAAUCCUGAAGAGCUAGAGAAUAAUUAUACCUAUAUCCUUGAAAAGACAUCAUAUGAUGGUAGCUUUCAUUCCCGAAAACAGCCAGAUAAUAAGGACCUUAUUGUGGAUUAUGAUUAUGAGAGACUGGGAUGUCCACUCCUGGUAUAUUAUAACAGUCCAUGGAAACCAGUGAUUGAACUGUGGAAAGAAUCAGAUUUUGUGGAAGUUGUUAAAACAGAAUUUAUUCUAAUAGAACGAAAUGGAUUAUUUACUUACAACUAUUCCCUGACCGUUGGCAAGGCUUUGUGCAAAUCACAAGCUCAGAGUUGGUCUUCUAUGAUAGAUGCUUCUUCUACAAAAGAUUUGAAUGCAUGGAAUAGAGAGAAUUAUGUCAACUGCCAUGAACACAAUGAAAAUGUUCCAUUGCUAUCGCCUCAAGCUGAAUACCAGAUUCUUGGGGGCUCGUCAUCUAAUAGUAUUAUUUUUAAUCAAAGAAAUGGGAUUUAUAUUUUUCUCCUGCGUAUUGUGGAUCCCUAUUAUAGCUACUGUGAUUUGACUACUGUCUUCAGUGUAUAUGUCUAUGGUGCUUUCCCAAAACGGACUUUACCCGAAUAUGUAGUUGCCCUGUUGAUAAUAUGUUUCAUGGUCUUUUUACUCUGGUUUGGAUAUGUCAUUCCAAAACUGACAAAAUCAAAUUAUGGAAACAGAGUUAAAUUAUUUUGCCAGAAUUUAUGCCCCAAGAGUAAGAAAAAAGCAGUGAAAUUUCAUAUAGAUAAGUUAAAGAAAUAAGGCAUUCAAAUACAUGAUUGUUAUUUUUAUUAAAAUAUUAUAGGGAAAUGUUAUUACAA